Clupea harengus (Atlantic herring) is the source of this 2643-nucleotide messenger RNA. RefSeq names its product dynein regulatory complex subunit 1 homolog (Chlamydomonas) (gene drc1). The record is from RefSeq and is a predicted model, not a curated record. NCBI's taxonomy places the organism in Eukaryota, Metazoa, Chordata, Actinopteri, Clupeiformes, Clupeidae. Gene Ontology annotation, biological process: regulation of cilium movement; cilium-dependent cell motility; axonemal dynein complex assembly. Gene Ontology annotation, cellular component: axonemal dynein complex; axoneme.
UCAUGUGGACUCUUCUCUUCUCAACUCUCCCCAAAACCUGCUUCACAUUAUGGGAAAUGUAGCUCAUGCCAAUAACCAUGUUUAGAAACGGACCCACUUUCAAGUUCUUAAAUGGGAGAUCCCACAUUUCUGUUAUUCCAUAUGUGUAUGACAAUGACAGCAUCUUACACCAAUGGUAUUCACAGUUCUAAAACUAGCCAGUGUGCACCAAAAUCAAAAUAUAUCCCAUCACACACAGCGCCGCUCCAUGUGGUAUCCUAGCAACCAGAAAGACAACAAAUGCCUGAAACACACGAACUAAAGUCAUUGAGCGCUUUUCAUCGUAGCUAAAUAAUGUAAAACACAUUUUUUUCUAAUUGGCUACGUUUAAAACUGAUCAUGAGUCAAAAUGGAAAUCACCGGUGUCCAGACGUGUUGUCUGAUAAUCCGGAGGAGAGGAUAGCAGCUCGCCGGCUCCGGAUUGCUGCACGAAAUGAAGUCAAGAAAAGACAGGAGCAAGGAGAGGGCUCAAGUAAGAAGGUGGAGGAGAAGGAAGAGGCCAAAAGCCAGGAGCAAGUGGAACGGAGCGAACGGCGAAUUAAAAAGCUGCAGAUCGACGGAACAGAACUGGUGAGCAACAUCCAAGUGGCAGCAGAUGCACGUGAGUCACUCAAGAGGGAUGAGCUGGAAGAGGCCCGCAGAUUGAGGGUGGAGAAGGAGGAAGCAGAGGCGAAGUCAAGCCUGGAGAAGUUUGAGGAGAUCAGUAAGAGAUGGUUGCAGGCGAAGCUGCGUGAGGUCCCUCAGGAGCUCAGAGACGCCCUCAACAGCCAGACUCAGCUAUGUGCCACUCUAAUAGAGGACAAGAACAAACUCAUCACUGACCUGCAGCAGGAGCUGAAGGUCUCUGAUGACAGGUAUGUGAGAGACCUGAAACGGCAGGCAGAUGAGGUGGACCUGAUGACGGAGAGGAUGGAAGAGCAGAUCAAAACACUCAUCACCUCCUACAGAGAGGAGGUCAAGGAGAUACAGUGCUCGUUUGACCAGGAGCAGAAAGCCCUGCUGGACGGGAACCUCCAAGGAUGGGAACAACUGAGAAAAGCCAGAGGAGAUAAAGAGGUGCAGAGUCUUGGAGAAAGGAUCAGCCGAGUGGAGGAGUUUGAGGUGCUGCUGCAGAAGCUCAGGGUGGAGGAUUCGGAGGAGUACAAUAUGAUCAAGUCCAAACUGGAGACAGACGUGCAGGUCCUGCAGCAGCAGCUGCACCAGAUGAAGGCCACAUACCAGCUGAACCAGGAGAAGCUGGAGUACAACUUCCAGGUGCUGAAGAAGCGAGACGAGGAGAACACCAUCACCAAGUCCCAGCAGAAACGGAAGAUCACCAGAUUACAGGAUGUCCUGAACAACAUGAAGAUCAAAUGCACCAAACAGGAGAAGCAGAGCCGAGAGGAGAACCAAUCACAGACCGAGGACUACAGGCGCAUCAUGCUGCAAUACAAACACAUGCAGAAGAAAAUGAGGCACUUUGCUGUCAUGGACGCACAGAAGUUCGCGGAGGUGUGGCACAUGAACGACGAUGAGGUGAAGGAUCUGGUUAGCCGAGGCCUGGAGAUUGACAGGCUGAUCUACCAACAGCAGCUGGGCCUGAAGUGGGCCCCGCCCCCUCUGCCCUUCAUGCAGCACAGUGGGCCUGUCAGGCCGCAGGGCCAGGCCUUUAGCUCCGCACUCCAGACCGCCACGAAAAUGCUGGAAAUAGAGGAAGAGGAAGAGGAAGGGAGGGUGGAGGAAGAGUCCCAGACCACGGCUGCAGAAGGAUCAAGCAGUGAGGUUCAUGUCACAGGAAGUGAGACAGACGGUACAGGAAGUGGGGUGGAAAAGCAUGGGAAAGUGUCUCCAAAGACAGUGAAGAGGCUGCUGGAGUUACUUUGCAAUGAAGCGGGCUUCCUCAUUGAGAGUAAACUGCUGAAACUGCUCUCUCCCCUGGAGAAAAAUGAACAAUCCCUCAUGAAGCUGGACUCCAUUUUCUCUGCCAUGGGGAUUGAGAAUGAGGAAGAUGUCUAUCAGCUUGCUGAGUUCUUUGUGAAGUUCAAGCAGCAGCAGCAGCAGCAGCAGCAGCAGCUUCAAGAGGAAGAAGAGGGAGAAGCAACCAGCGGACAGGAUGACCGUAAGGAAGGUGAAGAUCUCAUACAUCCCAAUGAUGUCCUGGUGGCUCUCAAAGCCUUCACUUCUCAGCACUGCCGAAUGAGGGACACCCAGGCUGUUGGGCAGAGCAGUGUGAGUGUGGUGCCCAGGAGCGUGUGUGUGGAUGUGCAGUACUGGGAGAGCAUGGCCUGCAUCAUCAGCCCCGCCAAACUCACCGUCUGGAACUCACUGGAGAAAGCCCUGGAGAAAUAUCACACCAUACUGACAGAAAGGUCCAAGCUUCUGGUCGACACACAGAAACUCAGACAGCAGAACUCAGAACUCAAAAUGCUGCUUCACCAAUAUGUCAACUCCAGGGUGAAUGUUGAGCUGGAGAUCCCGCCCACUCAGGUAAUUCAGAUCGUCAAGAAUGAUGUCUUCAACAGCCAAUCAGUGCAGAGGACUAUGAAGCGCUGAGAGACUAAUACAAAUCUACUUUUAAUGCAUACUGCUCAUUGAAUGCAGCUCUAGAUGGAAACAUAUGUUUUG